AUGUAUACACUUUCACCCGAACAAAUCGCUUCAUACCAUGAAAAUGGCUAUCUUCUCCUUCGCGUCGAUCAACAUCGUCUCGUCGAUCCUAUUGCCCUACAGAAAUGGACACAAGAAGUAAAGUCCUGGCCACAGGAAAAAGGCAAAUGGAUGCCCUACAACGAGAUCAACAUCAACGGCGAGCGACAGCUCAUGCGAACGGAGAGAUUCGUCGAUUAUCAUCCCGAGUUUAAAUCUCUACUGUAUGGAGAGGCAUUGGGAAAAAUUCUCAAAGCUCUUUCUGGUGAUGACAUGCUCCUCUUCAAAGACAAAAUCAACUACAAACAACCCCACGGGAAUGGUUUCCAGGCACACCUUGACGCACCCGCAUACGACCACAUCGGACGCAUCGAGCACAUAACAGCCAACAUCGCCAUCGACGCCGCGACACUGGAAAAUGGAUGUUUAGAAGUCAUCCCCGGCUCGCAUCGUAUGCAGGUCGAGCUAGCUGAUGGUGGCCGAAUCUCGCAGGGCUGGGAAGACGCACACGCUUGGGUCUCGAUUCCGUUGGACGCGGGUGAUGUUUUACUUUUCGGGUCACAUCUGGCCCACAGAUCUGCUGAGAAUAGGACGGAGAAGAGCCGAGCCAGUCUGUAUGCGACGUUUCAUGCCAAGAGUGAUGGGGUGGAUCUGAGGGAGAAAUACUACCGACAUCGCAUGGAGAUGUUUCCACCGGAUCAUGAACGCGAGAAAGGGAAGGAUUACGCCCAGGGAUACAAGAUCUAUGGAUUUGCGGCACCAUUUUCCAAGAUAGAGGAACAAGUAUUGAAAGCUUCAUAA
Aspergillus wentii DTO 134E9 is the source of this 819-nucleotide messenger RNA. RefSeq names its product phytanoyl-CoA dioxygenase family protein. NCBI's taxonomy places the organism in Eukaryota, Fungi, Ascomycota, Eurotiomycetes, Eurotiales, Aspergillaceae. Bases 1 to 819 code for a protein of 272 amino acids. The transcript has 3 exons. The record is from RefSeq and is a predicted model, not a curated record.